AUGGCACCCGACCGGCCCCCGCCGGCCUUCGCUGAGGCCGGGCAGCAGAGCGGGCUGCAGGUGUGGCGCGUCGAGCGGCUGGAGCUGGUGCCGGUGCCCCCCAGCCGCCACGGCGACUUCUUCGUGGGGGACGCCUACCUGGUGCUGCACACCGUCCGCCGCGCCGCCGCCGCCGCCUACCGCCUCCACUACUGGCUCGGGAAAGAAUGUACCCAGGACGAAAGCACAGCUGCAGCUAUCUUCGCUGUUCAAAUGGAUGACUAUUUAGGAGGAAAGCCUGUGCAGAGUAGAGAAAUUCAAGGAUAUGAGUCUACUGAAUUUGUGGCCUACUUCAAAGGAGGAAUUAAAUACAAGGCAGGUGGUAUUGCCUCUGGAUUUAAUCAUGUUGUUACUAAUGAUCUGAGUGCUCAGAGGCUUCUGCAUAUCAAGGGCCGGAGAGUUGUAAGAGCCACAGAAGUCCCCCUGGCUUGGACCAGCUUCAACAGAGGAGAUUGUUUCAUUAUUGACCUCGGAACUGAAAUCUAUCAAUGGUGUGGCUCAUCAUGCAAUAAAUACGAGCGGCUGAAGGCUACUCAAGUUGCUGUUGGCAUUCGGGACAAUGAACGAAAUGGAAGGUCUAAAUUAAUUACUGUGGAAGAAGGGAGUGAACCAGACCAGCUCAUAGAGGUUUUAGGGAGCAAGCCAGUGCUUCCCGAGUGUGAUGAUGAUGAUGAUGAACUGGCUGAUAUUACAAACAGGAGAAGCGCUAAACUAUAUAUGGUGUCAGAUGCAAGUGGAUCCAUGAAGGUGUCUGUGGUAGCAGAGGAAAACCCCUUCUCCAUGGCUAUGCUUUUGUCUGAGGAGUGCUUCAUUUUGGACAAUGGUGCUGCAAGGAAGAUCUUUGUAUGGAAAGGCAAAGAUGCUAACCCACAAGAGAGAAAAGCUGCCAUGAAGAAUGCUGAACAAUUUGUACAGCAGAUGAAUUAUCCUGCCAACACACAGAUUCAAGUCCUUCCUGAAGGAGGUGAAACACCAAUUUUCAAACAAUUUUUCAAAGACUGGAAGGAUAAAGAUCAAAGUGAUGGCUUUGGCAAAGUAUAUGUUACAGAGAGAGUGGCUAAAAUUGAGCAGAUUGAAUUUGAUGCUACCAAGUUACAUGAGUCUCCACAAAUGGCUGCCCAGCAUAACAUGGUAGAUGAUGGUUCAGGGAAAGUAGAGAUCUGGCGUGUGGAAAGUAGUGGCAGAGUUCCCGUGGGACCCGAGACGUAUGGACAGUUCUAUGGUGGUGACUGCUACAUUAUCCUCUACACUUACCCUAAAGGGCAGAUCAUCUACACAUGGCAAGGAGCCCAUACUACAAAAGAUGAACUGACUGCGUCUGCAUUUCUGACUGUUCAGCUGGAUCGGUUAUUGAACGGUCAGGCCGUGCAGAUUCGAGUCAGCCAAGGCAAAGAGCCUGCACAUUUACUGAGCUUGUUCAAAAACAAACCACUUAUUGUCUACAAGGAUGGGACAUCCAAGAAGGAAGGUCAGAAACCUGCUCCUCCCACGCGACUCUUCCAAAUCCGCAGGAACCUGGCAGCCAUUACCAGGAUUGCGGAGGUUGAUGUUGAUGCAAUGUCACUAAACUCUAAUGAUGUCUUUGUUCUGAAACUGCCAAACAACUCUGGCUACACCUGGGUAGGAAAAGGAGCAAAGAAAGAAGAGGAACAAGGAGCUCAAUACAUUGCCAGCAUUCUUAAAUGCCAGACAGCUAAGAUUAAUGAAGGCCAGGAACCAGAGGAAUUCUGGAAAGCACUUGGAGGUAAAAAAAAAUAUCAAACUUCAUCACAACUCUUGACAAAGGCUGAAGAUCAUCCCCCUCGCUUGUAUGGUUGUUCUAAUAAGACUGGCAGAUUUAUUAUUGAGGAGGUCCCAGGAGAAUUCACUCAGGACGAUUUGGCUGAAGAUGAUGUCAUGUUGCUGGAUGCUUGGGAGCAGGUUUUUGUCUGGAUUGGGAAGGAUGCUAAUGAAACUGAGCGACAGGAAUCUGUUAAAUCUGCCAAACGCUAUAUUGAAACAGAUCCUUCUGGCAGAGAUAAGGGGACCCCCAUUGUAAUCGUGAAGCAGGGUCACGAACCCCCGACAUUCACAGGCUGGUUCCUGGCUUGGGACUCCAACAAAUGGAAGAACUGA
Messenger RNA from Gavia stellata (red-throated loon), 2154 nucleotides. It is a transcript of the gene SCIN, whose product is annotated as scinderin. The record is from RefSeq and is a predicted model, not a curated record. Gene Ontology annotation, biological process: actin polymerization or depolymerization; barbed-end actin filament capping; actin filament severing. The transcript has 16 exons. Lineage: Eukaryota; Metazoa; Chordata; Aves; Gaviiformes; Gaviidae. Gene Ontology annotation, molecular function: actin filament binding; phosphatidylinositol-4,5-bisphosphate binding. The coding region runs from base 1 to 2154 and encodes 717 amino acids. Gene Ontology annotation, cellular component: actin cytoskeleton; cytoplasm.